This is a messenger RNA of Sinocyclocheilus grahami, 3110 nucleotides long. RefSeq names its product disintegrin and metalloproteinase domain-containing protein 19-like. The transcript has 22 exons. The record is from RefSeq and is a predicted model, not a curated record. Gene Ontology annotation, biological process: proteolysis. Bases 1 to 2754 code for a protein of 917 amino acids. Gene Ontology annotation, molecular function: metalloendopeptidase activity. Lineage: Eukaryota; Metazoa; Chordata; Actinopteri; Cypriniformes; Cyprinidae.
AUGUCAGUAAACACUUAUCCCCUCCCAUCAUCUCAGUGUGUCACUUUCUUUUCAGUGGAAGACAGAGGACAGAGAGUAGCGGCACACUGGAUCUCUCACAGAACAGCACAGCAAGAGGCUGAAACAGCAUUUAAGGACCAGUUCCCAGAGAGAGGGGAGAUUCUAGUCUCAGCCCAGGACUUGAAAUUGGUUCUACAAGUUGAACGAAAUCAGGAGCUCCUGGGUCACGACUUCACUGAAACUCACUACGAGAAUGGCCUCCCUGUCACCCAAACCAGCAGUCACACUGAUCAUUGCUUCUAUCACGGGAGGGUCAGAGGUCAUGCUGAAUCUUGGGUCGCUCUGAGCACAUGUUUGGGAAUGAGAGGUUUGAUUGUCUUGAACUCAAAUGAUACAUACUACCUGGAGCCAAUCAGAGGCCAGGAGGUUCUCCACCACACUUUCUAUCGCACUGAAGACCUGCCGAUCAAAACCGGCACCUGUGGACACAGCCAUCAGACUGGACACAUCAGCCUGUUCAGUGGUCACCUUAAACCUUUGCAUCAAAGGGUUAGACGAAAUGCCUGGGGUACUACAAAAUACAUGGAACUCUAUAUAGUAGCUGACAACACACUGUACAGAAAGCAAAACAAGGACCUUUACAAAACUAAAAUGAGGAUAAUGGAAAUUGCUAAUUAUGUAGAUAAGUUCUACAGAGACUUGAACAUCCGUGUACCUCUGAUUGGUCUAGAGGUUUGGACUGAACAUGAUCAGUGCAUCAUCAAUGAGGAGCCAAAUUCGACUCUUUGGUCCUUCCUUCAGUGGAGACAGAAACUUAAAUCCCGCAAGAAACAUGACAAUGCCCAACUACUCACUGGUGUGAUUUUCAAGGGCACCACCAUUGGCAUGGCUCCGCUGGAGGGCAUGUGCAGUCAUGAGAACUCGGGAGGCAUCAACGUGGAUCAUUCUGAAUUGCCCAUUGGGGCGGCUGCCACCAUGGCACAUGAGAUCGGUCAUAACAUUGGCAUGAGCCACGACCAUGAGGGCUGUUGCGUGGAGGCCACAGCGGAGCAGGGUGGAUGUGUCAUGGCGGCAGCUACAGGGCACCCCUUUCCAAAAGUUUUCAGUCGCUGUAGCAAAAAAGACUUGGACAACUACUUCCAGAAGGGAGGAGGAAUGUGCCUGUUCAACAUGCCCAACAUGAAGGAUCUGGUCGGUGGCAAGAGGUGUGGAAACGGCUUUGUAGAGGAAGGGGAGGAGUGUGACUGUGGAGAACCAGAGGAGUGCACCAAUGAUUGCUGCCACCCCAGCAAUUGCACUUUGAAGGUGGAUGCUCAGUGUGCCCACGGGGUCUGCUGUGAGGACUGCAAGCUGAAGCAGGCCGGCACUAUGUGCCGUGGAGCAGCUGGUGCCUGUGAUCUGCCGGAAUACUGCACGGGAGGUUCUCCCUAUUGCCCCUCUAAUGUUUACCUCCUGGACAGGUCAUCGUGUCAGCAUGGCCGUGCCUACUGCUAUAAUGGCAUGUGUCUGACCCAUGAACAGCAGUGCCUGCAGCUGUGGGGUUAUGGUGCGCAGCCGGCACAUGACGCCUGUUUUCAAGAUGUGAAUGCGGCGGGGAAUGCCUUUGGAAACUGUGGCAAGGACAGUAAUGGCAACUACAUGAAGUGUGAGAAAAGUGAUGCCAAAUGUGGUAAGAUACAGUGCCACAGUGCUGCCAAGAAACCAAAGGGCACCAAUGCUGUGUCCAUAGACACCACCAUCCGUACAGAUGGCAUCGAGGUGAAGUGCCGGGGCACAUAUGUUUACAGCACCCAAGAUGGGCAGGGCGAUCUUCCAGACCCUGGACUGGUCAUGACGGGCACCAAGUGUGGAGAGGGGAAGGUGUGCAAAGAUCGACAGUGUCAGAAUGCCUCUUUUACUGAGUUACAAACCUGCAUUGCCCGUUGCCAUGGGCAUGGGGUGUGUAACAGUAAUGGGAACUGCCACUGUAAGCGUGGGUGGGCUCCCCCCUUCUGUGAGAAACCAGGACUUGGGGGAAGUGUGGACAGUGGACCUGUACAGUAUGACAGUCAGGUGGGAUUGGUUGUUGGGCUGCUCUUUGCUUUUCUAGUUAUACUCCCUGCUGUACUUAUUGCCUUCUACUGCAUCAAGAUAAAAAGCUCCUACUACCACAAGUGGAGAACACAGAGAGAGAAGAGCAAAGCCAGCAGAAAUGAGGGCUCCGUUGAAAAGGGGAAGAAUGGACACCUAAACCCUGCUUUCCAUCUGAAGGUUGUGGGACCCUCCAACAGAAGUGUUAAUCUUAAGCUUCCUCACACCAGCAAGGAGGUGCUUCCUCUGAGGCCAAACCCAGCCUCCAACAGUACUCAGCCAGUUAAUAUUGUCCGUCCUCUCCGGCCGGCUCCGUCGCCAUCCCUGAGCAACAUCAAAGGACCUCGACCUCCUCCGCCUAUCAGCAAGCCACCCAAAUCUGUAGCAUCACCCCAGAAACUCAGUCCUCCCAAGAAGCCUCUACCCCUCAACCCUUCACGCUCACCACUGAAGGUAUCAGAACAACAGCCUCGACCCCCGUUCACACCCCCCCAGAGGCCUCUUCCUCUCAGCCCUGCUCGUGGAGCACAGCCCAAACCCUCUGGUGGGGGGCUCAUGGUGAUGAUGCCCCCUUCAGUCGGACCCAAGCCUGUGGGAAAGGUGACUGCUGUUCCCCCUUUAAAGGCAUUCCGACCUGUUUCUGGACCCAAACCAAUCAUAGUUCCAUCCACUUUCCGAAAAUGACGCUUGCAGGAUUAAUUUCUUAAAGACUUCAGCCAGCCUAUUUGCACUAAAUAAGGACCCUUGGCGACUGGUACUAUAAUGAGCUGUCUCAUAAGGGAUGGAAGAGCAUGGUGCUAGGGCCCUGGAUAAGGCCUCGCAAACCGGCGUUCAAAUACAGCCGGCACAGCAGAGAUGACGUGGUUUUGCAUGAAAACAUGCAGACUGAGAAAGUUUUGGAUAGACUAUCACAUUGCCAAAACCUUGACUUUUUAUCACCUUGUAAUUUUUUUGUACUUAUUUGUUUUAAUAUCAUGCCUCUGUCUUGUUUACACUUUUUGUUUGACUAUCAUCUAUUUGUCAAGUGCCAAAGAUGUUGU